This is a messenger RNA of Ostrinia furnacalis (Asian corn borer), 1420 nucleotides long. RefSeq lists its product as uncharacterized. The transcript is spliced from 9 exons. The coding region runs from base 289 to 1392 and encodes 367 amino acids. The record is from RefSeq and is a predicted model, not a curated record. NCBI's taxonomy places the organism in Eukaryota, Metazoa, Arthropoda, Insecta, Lepidoptera, Crambidae.
CCCGGCAGCCCCUACGAGGCGGACGCGACGCGUGAGCGCGGCGCUAGUGUGUGCGAACACGUGAUAAGUGCACUGUUGUCUGUGGGAUGUUUUGUUUGAUUGCGCUGUGAAUUUCGAACUUUGCGAUUGGUUCCAUGGUCACUUGAGCGCGAUGGUGAAGUGCGGGCUGCACGAAUCGCGGCUGUAGUUUAAAUUGGUUGUGGCGGGAGAGUGUAAUGUUUGGAUUGUGGGUUUAAAAAUGUGGGAGGAUGUAAGGAAGGCGCGCGAGAGGCAGGAGGCGGUGGUGACAUGACGGGCGGGCUCGGUCCGCGCGCGGCCAUGGCGCCGCAGCUGGCAGCCAUUAUCCUGUGGCUCGGUGGCAGUGUGCUUGGCCUCCGGGACAUCCAGCUAAGCGUGCCAGACGCGGUCGGGAUCGGCGCGAGCGCCACCCUCGGCUGCCGCUGGUCGCUGGACACGGGCGAGGCGCUGUACACCGUCAAGUGGUACCACGGCGCGCAGGAGUUCUUCAGAUUCGUGCCAAAAGAGCUGCCCAACACUAGGGUCUUCUCGCAGACUGGAAUUAGCGUGGACGUAUCGCGUUCGGGCGCGCAGCAGGUAGUGCUACGAGGCGCCACGAGGGGGCUCAGCGGCCGCUACCGCUGUGAAGUCUCCGCCGACGCGCCGUUCUUCCACACGGUGUACAAGAGCGCUUACAUGCGAGUUGUUGAACUGCCGGAUACAAUGCCGAAAGUGCAAGCGCAGAAAAGUUGGUAUUCGGCGGGCGACAUGUUGCGCGCCAACUGCACCUCGCCCCCCGCCGACCCCCCCGCCAACCUCACCUGGCUCCUCAACGGGCAGGAGGUGAAAGGACUCGACAUCCCGGUGCAGGAGCUCCCGUACGCGCGGAAGCCUGUAACGGCGGACGCGUCACUCGAAGACGCGAAUAGAAUUAUAUUCAGUCCAUGGGACGCAAUCUCAGGGUUCGACGAGACGACCGACAACGUAAUAGACAUUCCCGGCAAUAUCGCCAGCAUACUGCCCUCGGCCGACGUUUAUACCGAUCGGAAAAACAAGGAACCAACCCGCCUCACGCCCGCGCCCGGGCAAAUAGCAAAUAAAUUGAACAUUAGCACUGAAGAAGAGAAAUCUAAUAAAUCAUCCUCGUUCAGCCAGCUUGUUAUGAGAGUCAAGUCCGUACAUUUCCGUAAAGGACGCCUGAACGUGACGUGCGUGGCGCGCGUACUCUCCGUGUGGUCCGCCAGCGGAGUUCUCCUCUUGGAUGAGGAGCGGCCGCAGAUCGCUCCCGUUAUGGGCUCCCGGGACUCUAACACAGGCCGCCGGUGGAGCCCGCCGCGGGUCGUCGCCUUGACUGUGCUCAACUGUUUACUGUACACAAAUUGGUCAAUCCGAUGAUCUGAAGACUAAUCAUCAUUUUCUCAUC